Messenger RNA from Phaedon cochleariae (mustard beetle), 1746 nucleotides. Lineage: Eukaryota; Metazoa; Arthropoda; Insecta; Coleoptera; Chrysomelidae. The record is from the annotation of a GenBank genome assembly.
UUGUAUUGUUAAAUUUGAAAGUUGUUAGUUGUUAAAAAUGUUAAUAAACAAACAACAAUUUUGGAAAUGAAGUAGAAGUAAUGUUUUGAAAGUCUAUUCGCUAAUUGAAACAUGUAAAUAGGUAAUCAACCAUGAAUUGUAUAAUCCCUGGUUUAAAUUUGAAAGUUUUUGCUAGGGCUUUACAAGCUUUAGCAAAAGUGGGUGAUGAUUUAUACAUAGAAUCAUCUCAAGAAAAACUCAGUCUAGUUGCAUUAAAUGGGAGAAAAACAGUUUGUGUUAGAUGUCAUUUGUUGGAUAACUUCUUUUCAAGCUAUGAAGUUGAUAAUGAUCAGUUGAGUCAACAGACACAAACUCUUUUCUGUAAAAUGCAUCUGAAAACUUUGUUACCACUGUUCAAAGGACAACAUCUUGAGAAAAAGCUGGAAUUUGUGAAAAUUGAAUAUGAGAAACUUAGUGAUGUGAUAGUAUUCAAGAUGAAGUACAAAUGUGAUGAUAUCAUUAUGGUACAUAAACUGAGACUAAUGGAGGCUGAGUCACUAUCCAUUGGUAUACGUACUGAUCUGGGAUCAAAUAAUAUAGUCAGUAGUAGUGCCUUUUAUAAUAACUUAUUAAAUACAUUUAGUUCUUCAGAUGAUGAAAUAACAUUCGAAAUUCUCAAAGACAAGGUUGUAGUCCGGAAUUAUUGUGUAGGUGCACCAGUUCGGCCCAAGUCAGUGCGGAGUCACGUGAAUAUAAAUGGUUCAGAGUUCAUAAUUUUUCAAACAAACGAAGAAACAACCAUUAACUUUUCUUUGAAACCAUUCAGAACGGCAAUGCAAUUUGCAGAAGCAUUCAAUUUGAAUAUUGAUCUCAAUUUUGAAAAAGGAGGAAGGCCCCUCUCGAUAAUCAUGAAAAAUCCAACAUUCGAGGUGAACUUCAUUGUGGCAACCCUGAAUCCCUACAACGAUUUGCAAAGCACGAUGACCAGUUCAUCCAUUCCUGCAAAAAUCACUCAAUUGCAUAAAGGGAACAUCACUCAAGAAGAUCGGGAUGCCCUUGAAAAUGAAAACUGGAACGACAUGGACAUGGAAACUCCGAAGAAAAAAAGUUCGAAAAAGGAUAUUUUCAUGCAAACAAUCAAGAAAGCUAAACAAAGAGAUACCACUCUGAAAAAAAUACCUGAAAAUGGAAAACAAGUUGAAACACCGAAAAGUAACAAAGUAUGUGAGGUGCCAAUGGAUUAUCUUGAGUUUAACGAUGUGAUAGCACGAUCACCAGAAUCUCCGAAAACCAAAAGAGCCAAGCUCGUCUUUGGAAGGUGUUUCGAAUCGACAUUUUCCAGGAAUAACUUGGGCGAAGUUCUGGCGCCGAAUUCGGAUUCUGAAUGAAGAUGUAAAUAUGUUUUUAUUUAUUUGAAUAUAUAUUGGAAAACCUCAACAUUGUCUAAUGAAUAAUCAGGAAAGUGAACAUUUUUACGGUGACUGACUCUUGUAUAGAAGACCUCCUCGAGAUAAUAGAAACAUAAAAAAUUUCGAAAAAACACUCAAACGCAUAGCGCUUUAAUUGAUACUCGCCGCUCGCCGUACUUGCCAGAGCAGGAUCUUAUUUGUCCAGUCAGUACCUAAGUAUACUCUACAUGAGAAAUUUCACUUGAUGGAAAUAAUUUUGGUAAAUUUCCCGACAACCCAUGAGGUAUUACCAUGGCUCGUUACUUUUUAUUUGCACUUUUGUAUAUUUUUUAUAUUGAAAUAAACUCUUUUACGUUUA